Messenger RNA from Mucor velutinosus, 1653 nucleotides. RefSeq lists its product as uncharacterized. The transcript has 4 exons. Gene Ontology annotation, biological process: carbohydrate metabolic process. The record is from RefSeq and is a predicted model, not a curated record. NCBI's taxonomy places the organism in Eukaryota, Fungi, Mucoromycota, Mucoromycetes, Mucorales, Mucoraceae. The coding region runs from base 1 to 1653 and encodes 550 amino acids.
AUGCCUGUGUUUAGUGAACGAGCGCUCAAAAAGACCAUACCAGUGGCUUUACUGAUCUUUUUCAUCGUGCUGAUGAAUCUGGUCAUGGUAUUCCGCUACUUGCUACCCCACAACGACCCUCGUUUAGAGCCGCCGGUGCAGCACAACAGAUCAGACCUUCCGCCUUACGAACCACCUUACUAUGGAUUGAAGCUUGUUCGGCCCAAAGAAAAAAAAUUCACCAGCCAAGCAAUCGAGGACUAUCUCGACUCAUUAGCAUCUACCAUGAAAGACAAGGACCUAUAUACGCUGCUGCAGAACUGCUUACCAAACACGCUGGAUACAACGGUGGAAUGGGUUAGCAGUGAUAAAAAGGAUCCAAGGACGUUUUUGAUAACAGGGGAUAUUCCUGCCAUGUGGAUACGUGAUUCAACAAAUCAAAUCACCCCUUAUUUGAGGUUUGUACAGCAAGAUCAACAGCUCAAAGACUUGGUAUUUGGUGUCAUUCAAGUACAAGCAAGCUAUUUGCACUAUGAUCCCUAUGCCAAUGCUUUCCUAAGACCUUGGUACGCACCAAAAAAGGAAGGGCAGAAGAGAGGCUCCACAUCAGACCGUGUAGUACCACCUUAUGAUCCAGACAUUGUAUGGGAAUCCAAGUACGAGUUAGACUCCAUUGGUCAUUUCUUUCAGUUGACCAACGAUUACAUGGAAGCAACGGGCGAUGUGGAAAGAGUAGUGACAUCGCAAGAUUGGUUGAAGGCCAUUCCACGCCUAUUUCAAGUCUUGAGAGAUCAAAUGGAGAAUACAUGGCCAUCCAGUCAAGUCAGAUUAUUCGAGCCAAACGCUUCUUUAUCAGAGGAUCCUGAACCAGUGUCAUUGAAAGACGGCUAUCGAUUCAGAAGAUACACAGACAGACCUACAGAGACGUUGGGAGAAUAUGGCAUCGGAGGCAUCACGAGAAAGUGUGGGCUAGUCAGGAGCGCUUUUAGACCAAGCGACGACUCUACCACGUUUCCCUAUCUAAUUCCCUCCAAUGCCCAGCUAUCAGUGCAACUCAUCAAGCUGAGCAAACACAUUGAACUCUACUUGAAAUCGGCUCAGGCACAAGGAGAAAGCGAUCGUUUCCAUGUACAGUACAAUGUGGGUAUCAAGGCAAAGGAAUUGGGAGAAACAGUGCGUAGAGCGAUCUACGAGCAUGCCGUGGUGAAGCAUCCUGUCUUUGGCCAAGUAUUUGCAUUCGAAGUGGAUUGCUAUGGCUCCCAAUUGCUGAUGGACGAUGCCAACACACCUUCGCUGCUGAGUCUGCCUGUAUUAGGGUUCACUGACAAGAACGAUGCCAUCUACCAAAACACCCGAGACUUUGUGCUUUCAGAGUGGAACCCGUGGUUCUUUCGGGGCAGCUUUGCAAGCGGUAUAGGCGGACCACACACAGGUCAAGACAUGGUUUGGCCCAUGAGCCUGCUCAUGCAAAUACAGACCUCUUCCUCCGAGAAAGAGAUUCGAUACUUGAUUGAUGUAUUGAAGCGCAUGGCGAGAAAGACGGGCAGUCUUAUGUGCGAAUCCUUCAAUGUAAAUCAUCCCAGCCGUUUCACUCGACCUUGGUUUAGUUGGGCAAAUGGAUUAGCGGGCACUACCAUUCUUAAAGUGAUUCAGGAAUUUCCGCAUUUAGCUUAA